ACCCUUGUGUUUCACGCCGUCGUGGCGCUGUGACGCAAAUAAAGCCACACUCUUUCGGAAGUAAUGUGUCGCUUUGUUAAAUGUUGACUGCUCGGUCUUAGCCGACGGCACUUUACUAAUUCAACAAAAUUCCCCAUAUAUGUGAAUAAUAGUAGCUGUGUUGUUAACAGGUCGGCUCAGAAUGGAGCAGCAGGACGGACACGAGCACGAAGCGAAACACUGUGACGGAAAUGGUUCUCUUCCACAGGAUGUUACAACAUCAGAACCUUGCAUAAGGUCUCAGGCUGAUGAAAACAGUGAGGAAGAGUCUGCAUUAAUGACACAUUCCGCCCACUUUUUAGACCCGUCAGAAGACAUGGAUGAAGACAAUCAACUGAUGGAGGAGGAUGAGAUGGAACUCCUUAUUCUUGAUGCUGAACAUCCUCUCGUCGCAGAGAAGCAAGCUGCACUAAAGAAUCAACUCAUGAAGGAACUGGAGAGGCUCAUACUGGAUAUAAAGGAAGAGGUGGCAAUUGAGAUGGCAGAAUCGAACCAAAUAGAGGAAAUAUACCUUGAGUUGUUCAGGGAACAGGAGACACUAAAACAACUCCAUACAAGGCUAGAGGGUCAACAACAGACCAAGAUCUUGGCUGAGAGCAAACAUCAACAGGUUCAGGAUCAACUGGAGGCAAUGAGGACUUGUCAUACCAGCAAUACAAACCAGUGUGACAAGACCAGGGCCAAUGUAUCCAACCUGCAGAAAGAGCUGGAAAAACUGAUGCCACACCUCAACUUCACACAAGAAGUCAGCGAAGAUCUGCAUUGCAAUGUGAAAGCCAUGAAGAAUGUCACAAGCAAGGCAAGAGCUAAGAGGUCUCAAGUGGAAGAGGAGAAAUUUACGCAGGAUAUGUAUGUGGAGCACCUCACCAAGGACUUGGAGCGACAAACACAACAGAGGGACAUGUAUGAAGUUCAGAGAAAAGCCCAGGCAGAGACAACACGUGCAACCAAAGAGGCUCUUUCUGAGGCAGAAAUUCAAAUCGAGUCCUUGGCGAUGUCACAGAGACAGCUACUGCAGCAGUGGAACAGGAGCCUGGUGGAUUUGAAGAGGCGGGAUGGAGACUUCCAAGCCAUGCAGGAGGCUGUUAGCAUGGCGGAGCACCAAGUAAUCAUGCUGGACAGAGAGAUUGAAGGCAGCAAGAAAUCCAUUUCUGAGCUGCAGGAGAAGAGCGAGACUCUCACUAUGCUGCUAAACUGCGCCCAGAUGGACUGUGAGGUGUCCAAAAAGAUGAUGAGUCAGAAUCAAAACCAAUACGAAGCUGUGCAGGCCCAAUAUGGCAUCUGCAGCCGUGCCCUGGGGGAGACAGAGCGCACCCUGGCAGAGCUCACUAAGGAGGACAAUGGUCUUCAAGCUGAGGUGACUGACCACAGGAGAAAGCUUGAGAAAAACAAAGAGAAGCACCUGAAGUUAGAGGACAAGAUUAUGACCCAAAUGCUGCAGAAGCUCAUGGAUAGCAAGGCUGCUCAGUUCUAUCAGCGGCUUACCAACAAGACAGCAUCUCUCAAGAAAGAGAAGGCUUAUCAGCUGUGGCAUUUGGAGAGUGAAGUAAUGGCAACAACAUUGGAGAGCAAUGUGAUAAAUGAGAAACUGGAAAACUUAUGCCGAAGUCUAAAGGAGCUUGAUGAAGAGAUCACAAAGUACAACAAGGUGGUUACAUCUACCCAGGCUGACAGUUUUUCGAUGGACUUACUCAUCUCACAGAAACAGACCACCAUUGUAAACUACAACAAUAAAAUCUAUCUCAUUGGAACUAACACUGGGCAUGGAGACCUCAGUCCUUUGCAAAUAAAUGUAGAGGGAAUAAAGUCUCAGAUUGAGAAAUUAUCUGAGAAAAUCAAGAAUGACCAGCAGCUCUGGCUGAAGCAUCAAGGAAUGCUCGUGGGACUGAUCCUUGACAUACAGGCACAUAGAAAGGAGUACAACAAAUCGCAGGCGAAGUUCACUGUGAUCCGUCAAAAGAAGAUUUAUCUGGAGCGUCAGUUUGAGACGAUGCACCAUGAGGAGAGUGACUUGGAGAAGAGCAGUGAGAUGCUUCAAAGAGACCUGCUGAAGCUCAACACUCUUCUCAGCAAGAACACUCAGUUGUGUGACGCUUUGGAGCAGGAGAACUCUGCCAUGCAGGCCGACUUUCUUCACAAACUUAAGGAUGCUGACCGGGAGUCCAUAGAGAUGGCACUAAAACUGGAAAAGACUCAGGAGGAAAAAGAGAAACUCUUCACCGGUCUGUUGGAGACCCAGCAUCAUAUCAUGCUGUGGGAAAAGAAGACCCAUCUUAUGAAAGAAACACGUUUAGUUGUGGAGGAGAGUCAGGAAGAUAUCCAGAUAAUUAAGAAUGACAUUCACUGUAUGGAGCGGCAACUCCACCAGCUAAUGAAGCAGCGCCAGCAGCUGCAAAGGGAGAGUGUAUCCGUGGUGGAAAAAAGGGGGAACAUCAUUGAGCGCAACAAGGCCCUGGCCCGCAAUGCUAAAAAGCAAAUUACCAUGGCUAAGCCACAUCAAAUGAAUGAAGGCCUGCGGCGCAAAGUCAAGGAAACACAUAAGCAAGUGAAAGAGUGUGAGCAUGAGAUAACGGGACUGCAGGAGAGCAAGGUGAUCCUGAGCAACGCACUUGUGCAGCAUAAACGGCAACUGACUGACCUGUCUGGCACCUGUGAUGUCCUAGAGGCGGAUUUAACAAAUAGCAGGGACACCAAACACAUGGCUCAUGCCCACCUGAUGGACUUUCAAAGAAAGGCCAAGAAGCUGCAAGAGGUGACUGAUGGCGAGUACCAACCAUUAUCCUCCAGCCAAUCGGUGGAAGCAACAACGCAGAGCCAGAUGGAUCGUGUGCGUGACAUGAGCAAUAUUAUUGCUAGUGUGUGUGAGGAAUAUACCCACCAUCAAGCAGCUCUCCGAGCUCUGUCACUGUCAUUGGCAGCAAGCACUCACACCCUUCUGAAGCAGGAAGCCAUCUGCGGCGUCCAUUAUACUUUAAUAAGUGGAGUUGAAUCAACAACACGUUCGGUUUUUCAGUGACCACUUUUUCAAUGUUUGUGUGAACUUUAAAUAAACUAAAAAAAACUAGCCUUGAUUUAUUUAAUUUUCCAAUUCUCCGCACACUUACACUACCGUUCAAAAGUU
Molecule: messenger RNA, 3160 nt
Organism: Entelurus aequoreus (snake pipefish)
Lineage: Eukaryota; Metazoa; Chordata; Actinopteri; Syngnathiformes; Syngnathidae
Product: coiled-coil domain-containing protein 40-like
Exons: 19
Coding region: 182-3055 (957 amino acids)
Biological process (GO): axoneme assembly; heart looping; epithelial cilium movement involved in determination of left/right asymmetry
Cellular component (GO): cytoplasm; cilium
Source: RefSeq, a predicted model, not a curated record